GUUUUAGGAAUCUGACUAAAAUGGUCACAGAUGAGUUGCUUUGGUGUGAACUCCUUCUGACUCCAUGGGGUUCUGUCCUUCAGACCUGAUUCUCCUCCGUUUGGGGAUGAAAUAAUCCUAAUCCCACAGUGAAGCUGCCAUCCUCCAGCACCCCGCUGCUUCUGCGGGCUGCAGUCAAGGCACGAGGACCGGGGUGAAUGUCGCAUUUAGGUAAUUUAAAAAAAAAAAAAAAGUUCCCUAUCUUGACUCCUUCUUGUGCUUAGUGGCGCGUGUGCGCGUUUUGUGCGCAGGGGGGCAGUGUUCGGCCGGUAAUUGGCUCGCGGCUGAGGCGGCUGCUCUGAUUGGUCGAACAUCUGUAUCCAGUUCCAGCGGCUCGUGUCUCUGGACAGAAAGUGGCGUCUCCUCCGGACUCUAAUUGCGCUCGUUCCGCAAACCUCUGCGCCGCGGCGUCAACGACGCUCGUCCCGAAAAGAUGCAGCUUGCUCCGGCGCGGCUCUCCGGCUGACCACGGCGAAUGUCGGCUCUGGCAUGGAGAGGGAAACUUGUGGAGGACGAAAUAAAUGAGUCCGGGCUUUAAAUCCGAAUUCUGGGACGCAUGAGACGCUCCGUCUUUUUGUGAGGGAGGCUUUUUUCCGGGAGCCGUGAAGCCCUCCCCGCUCCGGCCUGCUGUCACAGGAGGACCCUUCGUCUCCAGGAGCCCAGGAGCAGACACAAAGGAGGUCGCCUCACUUUUUUUUUUUUUGCUCCAUUUAUAAGGUGACCGCCGUCAGCAGGGAGGAGGGGCGACGGGAAUAACCGUGCACGCGGAUAGAUGUGGAUUCCGUGAAGAAGAGAGAAGCCGGAGCCCAGCAGCAGAAGCCCGCCCGCCCGUCCGUCCGCCCGCUGCGUCCAUGCACAGCCUGUGCAGGGUCAACAUGCAGUUCCGGACCGUGUUGGACGUGAAAGUUGUGGACGUGGAGAAGAGGCGCACCCCGUCCAAACACUACGUGUAUCUCAUCAAUGUCACAUAUUCUGACAACACGUCCCACAUCAUCUACAGAAGAUACAGCAAGUUCUUUGACCUCCAGAUGCAGAUACUAGACAAGUUCCCAAUCGAGGGAGGGCAAAAAGACCCAAAGAAGAGGAUCAUCCCUUUUCUUCCAGGCAAAAUCCUGUUCCGGAGGAGUCAUGUGCGAGACGUGGCCAUGAAGCGGCUGCGUUUCAUCGAUGACUACUGCCGGGCUCUGGUGCGACUCCCCCCUCUGAUCUCUCAGAGCGAAGAGGUCCUGCGUUUCUUCGAGACAAAGCCUGAUGACAUCAACCCCCCCGUGGAGGACUAUGGGUCCAAGCGCAAGUCUGUGUGGAUGUACGGCUUCACAGACAGCCCCAGAAAAGAGGCCUCAGGGAUUGACAGCUCGGAGCCCAUGGUGCUGGAGCAGUAUGUGGCCGUUGCCAAUUAUGAAAGGCAAGAAAACUCCGAGAUCAACCUGAAAGCCGGCGAGACAGUGGAUGUAAUCGAGAAGAGCGAAAGUGGAUGGUGGUUUGUGAGCACAGCAGAGGAGCAAGGUUGGGUCCCAGCCACGUAUCUGGAGUCCCAGAGUGGAACUAGAGAUGACUCGGAUCUGACCACUUCCAGGACUGGAGAAGUUACUAAGAGACGCAAGGCCCAUCUGAAAAGGCUGGACCGUCGCUGGACCCUCGGUGGUAUGGUAAACCGCCAGCAGAGCAGAGAGGAGAAGUAUAUGACCAUGCAGCCUUAUAGCAGUCAAGGAAAAGAUGAGGUCAGCUUUGAAAAAGGAGUCAUCGUGGAGGUCAUACAGAAGAACCUGGAGGGGUGGUGGUACAUCAGGCACCAAGGAAAAGAAGGCUGGGCCCCGGCUUCAUAUCUGAAGAAAGUUAAAGAAGAUUUCUCCCGUAAGAAAACUUUAACGGGCCCUGUGGAGAUCAUUGGAAACAUCAUGGAGAUAAGCAACCUGCUGCAGAAAAAGUCAGUCAGUGAGAAAGACAUCCAGACAGAUAGCGAUGGGGGUGCCACACCAGAGCGCCACAUUUGCAAGAGCGAGAUCAGCCUACCCAUGCCCUUCAGUGCCGAAAUAAACGCAGAGACAGGCCGGAGGCUAAGUGCGGGACGCGACACCAACAGUCCCUGUCCUGGAAUAAUAGCAGCAGCGAGUGCUGCCCUGAAUGAAAGUAAAAGCAGAGGUGAACCAGGCUCCCCGGCUGUUGCAAGAGUAGCACCGCACCGCGUGGAAAUCGGGUCACCAAACUUAAGGCAAAAACCUCCUCCAAGAAGAGAUACCAACUUGGGUUUUCAGCUACCCAAGCCGCCAGAACCCCCUGCUGUUGAAGCAGAGUAUUACACCAUAGCAGAUUUCCAGUCGUCCAUCUCUGAUGGCAUCAGUUUCCGUGGAGGACAAAAGGCUGAUGUUAUAGAGAAGAACCCUGGUGGUUGGUGGUAUGUACAGAUUGGAGAGAUGGAAGGCUGGGCUCCUUGUUCAUACAUCGACAAACGCAAGAAGCCCAAUCUCAGCCGUCGGACCAGCACACUUACCCGACCCAAAGUCCCACCCCCAGAUCCACCUAUUAAAAAACAGGAGCCUGACGAAGCUCCUCUUCCUCCCAAUACUGUCUCCAACGCCAAAGACCUAGCCAGCAAGCCUGUCUAUGAGGAACCUGAAUAUGAUGUGCCAGCAGUCGGAUGUGAAGGCGAGUUGGACGCAGACUUCCAGAAGAAAGAGCGUUCCCAAGAAACAAAAGCGAGCCAUGUUAUUGGAGAUAAAUACCAUCACUCCCUACCGUCAAGCAAAGCCUCGCUCCCGGUCUGCAAAGCUUCCCCCGUUUUCUCUCACAGGAGAACUUCCUUUAGGUCAGUGGAAGAUGUUGCUAAGGGAGAGUGCAUUUAUGAGAAUGAUGGCUUUAAGCAAAGCAGCAGCAGAACUAAAGUUAAAGGUUCCAGUGAGCCCAACUCUCCGAGAAGCUAUCAUUCUUCCACAGUCCCACGAAAACCUUCAGGGUCUUCUACUUUAGCUGGUAGACCCAUAAAAACAAUGACACCAGAGAUGAAUCAGAAAAGUCAGACCCUGGGCAGACAAGUCAAUAUCAGCCUCAGAUCCCAAGACAGCAGUCCUCCCUCCUCAUCGGAUGAACUGGGUAGAGACCCCAAGAAAAGUCCAGUCUUUAGCAGAGAUGUGGAGCAGAGAAUUGGUCAGAGCCCCUCUACCAGGCCCAAGCCUUCUGUCAGACCAAAACCCCUCCUGACCAAGUCAGAGCCCCAAAGCCCUGAAAGGAUGGAUAUUGCCUCUUUAAGGCGGCAGUUGAGGCCUUCCAGUCAGUAUCGUCGGAGCCUUAAACCUUCUCGUGGGGAUGACUCUGAAACUGCUUCCGUGGUUUCUUCAACAGACUCCAUGACUUCUCGAAGUACCUCUGAUCUGUCCUCAGUUUAUUCCAAAGGGAGUUGUGGGGAUUCAGAUGUGGAAGGUCCCACCCUCUACCGUUCUUUAGAUGUCUAUAAAAAGGUUCAAGACUCUGAAAUUAGCUUUCCUGCUGGGGUGGAGGUUGAAGUUCUGGAGAAACAGGAAAGUGGUUGGUGGUACAUCCGCUGGGGGUCAGAGGAGGGCUGGGCUCCUUCAUACUACCUGGAACCUGUGAGGCCUGUGGGUGACUCUGGUGUAUUAGACUCAGAUGAACAUGGGAAGAUUGGUGGCAAGUCCAACAGCCUGGAGAAGAAUGAGCAGCAUGUUCAGGCCUUGAACAAUAUCAACAUUCAGAGUUUGACUCAGCAGAAUCAAUGUUCGAGGAGAAACUCUCCACCAAUUCCCUCUAAACCUCCCGGAGGCUUCUCUAAACCAUCAGCCAUCAUUAAUGGAGGUGUACGGAUGAGGAAUGGGGUUCGCCAGGUUGCGGUUAGACCUCAGUCUGUAUUUGUGACUACCACACAGCCUGCAAAAGACACGCAUUACAUGACAGGGUCUUUGAGGAGAAACGAAUCCCUUGGUAGGAGUGAUUAUUAUGGCUCUGGUUCUGCCACACUUGGCGUACGUCGAAAUGCCUCCUUCAGCACCGUGCGGCCUCAUGUCGUUGUUGAAAGUCAGACAAGACCCUCAGAACGUUCAACUCUGGGGUCUUCGGGAAGCAACUUCAGCACAAACAAUGUCCAAGAUGCCCUAAGCAGAGUCAACCAACGAAAUGGCAUCCCUGUGUCCACAGUUAGGCCCAAGCCCAUUGAGAGGAGCCAGCUGAUCCACAAUAACCUUGGCAAGGAUGUGUAUGUCUCCAUUGCUGACUACCGCGGUGAUGAGGAGACAAUGGGCUUCACUGAGGGCACCUGUCUGGAGGUUCUUGAGAGAAAUCCUAAUGGGUGGUGGUACUGCCAGGUGCAGGAUAGCCUGCAUCCACGCAAGGGCUGGGUUCCUUCUAACUAUCUAGAGCGCAAGAAAUAGAACCAACCCCACAGAACCUUUUCCCCAUCUUUCCCAAAUCCCACACCCAUGAUGCCUGUUUGACAUCGCUCCCCAAGAAUGUCGAACCCCUCUAAAGCAAUAUGUUAUUGAACUUGUACAUUCAUGUUAGACUAAGUUCUAAACUGAUUAAAAAAAACAACACUUUUGGUGAUGGUUUACUAAAUUGAAUACAAAAGUGUAAACAUUUUAAAUAUGUUGCCUAGGAAAUAGAGAGGGGGAUUUGGUCACCAGAGACAUUUUUUGAGAAGUGUCUGAGGUGGCAGCGAUAACCUCUUAAAGAAGUUUGCAUCUCAUAACACAGAAGUGGAGCUGGGUAAUGGCUUCUUCUGCCGACAGCGAUUUUGACGGCUGAUAAGUGCCUUUUGGAUUUGAUCACCUGAACAGAGGUUUGAAUAGAGGAUGGCAAAACUGAGUCAACCAAAUCUUUUAAGAGUGCCAUAGUCCUUUGAACACCACCACGUUUUACUGGAACCAAUCGAUGAGUCCACUUUGGAUUCCGACUGUUCUGAAGACUAAAGUGACACUUUAGGGUCAACGGCAGAUUUCUCUGUUUAAAGAUACAAUUUUUCCAUGUUCUUGUUUUAGUGUGUUGUGUUGAGUUGAGUUUUCGUUAGAGAAUAAUUUCUGCUUUCUUGUGACAUCAAUUUUCAAGCAGCAGUGAGUUAAAAAAAGUUUAAUUCCUUCCUAUAAUUUUUAUUAUUGCUAUGAGGGAGAGGACGUAUUACAAACAGGCAAACUUAAAAAAAAAGUUUGAAAUGAUCAUAACUCAGGCAUGCAGCUUGAAACUAAAAGCCUUUCAUGACCUAAAAACUACUGAAGUUUACAAAGAGUUUGUGUUUUAAUUUUAUCAUCAUAUUUCUUUUUAGUGGAAAGCUUCUGCUGAGAUGAAAUAUUGGAAAAAAGGUUUGAAAAUGUCAGAAAAUGAAGUCUUACAAUGAACAGCAUCUUGACCACAUUCUUCCAGAAAUUUGAAUAAACCAAAGAAAAUUACAGUGCAAGUAACGAAAAAAAGCAAGAUAAAUGUUUCAGUCCAACUUCCGUUAUGUGGGAUUAAUUUUUUCCAUUAAGGUAAAAAUUCAAUGAUUUUUCAAUUCCUGAAAUGAUUGAUGUUCAAACACACUGAAAUCUAUUUCCUAAAAAACUCUCAUGAUGAUUCUGCUGGACAGCAUUGAUCGAAUAACCUGCAAGAGCAAAGCUCUUCAGCUGUGAUAAAACCAUGUAUGUCUUUUGUUUGCUUCUUUGUUGGUCUGUGAUCACACAAUGGCAAUAAUGAAGAAAGAAGUGGUUCAAAUUUGUGAUUUAGUGCACUUUAAAACCCACAUUUUGGUGCAUUAAUGCAAAGAUGCAGUAACAAAUUAGCUUUUUAUUUAUUAAAGAGUUGUUUAUAAUUAUUAAUCAAUCUUGCAAAUCUAAAUAAUAGUAAAUACGGUAACAUUUGAAAGUCUGAUAAGUUUUUCUUAGGAAGACUUGGCAUCCUCUUGUGGACAAAGACAGGUACUACAGUAGGUUUAUAUAUCAACUCAGCAGUGAGUCUCAUGAAAAGAAAAAAAAACAUCAAGUCUUGGUGCAGAUUAAAGAAAUUUGGUAGCUAAUUUAUGUUUUCAUCUUAGUAUAAUUUCUAUGUUUUUUCUUGCAAUUUUACCAAAUCACUUCCUUCGUCGUUAUUGUUCUUUACAUAAUGCCGGAUUUAAGCAUAUUUAUUAUGAAAAGUUUGCUUCUUAAAACUUUUAAACAUGAAAUUCAUUUUUUAAAAUGAAGCUGAAAAUGGUACAACCCAAGCUUGCUGCCACGACGAAGGCAUUAUGUAAAUGUGCUGAGUCACUCUUGUAUGCUAUACAACCGAUAAAGAAUUAUUUGUGUAGUUGUGUUACUUUUUUACUAGGCUUUGAUUUACGUUGCCAUGUUCUUUGUUGUUGCUUGUUUGUUUUGAUCAAAUUUUGAAAUGUAACCUUGAGGACAUGUGCAAUAGACAAAAGCAAAGAAAGCAGAUUUACUGAUAAGAAAAGUGGGACUGUUGUUGCUCUUUGUGUACAGCAGCAGUAAUUCAUAAAAACGUCACGACAUAUCCAUAUGCGUUUGUCUCGUAGAGGGAGGGGGGGCUUGGCAGCCUCGUUUUGAGGUGUCACGUUUGUGCCUGAAUAGAAAUGGAAAGGCUUCUGGUUUUGGUCUGUAUUGACAUUUGCCUCGCUGUCGACAGUCACUCGCUUUGGCUGCGUUGGCAUUUCGAGACACCAUGACAUCAACAGCGAAGUUCAGAAAGCAACCUGUGAAACGAGUUCUUCAGGCUGUUUUGUUUCAAUCCAUCAGGUUGAAGAGUCGCAUACAGGCCAGGGCUGCUUCAAGUUCAACUAGAAAAAGUUUAAUGCCAUUAUUGUGAUGCAUUUAAAAAGGUCUAAAAUGUUGCUUUUGGCCCCAUAUCUUUGUUUUGCUUUUAGAAUUGUAUUCCUUAUCUGUUGGAUGUCCAUUCAUGUUCAUUUGCAUAGAAUCACCAGGAAGAUUCUCUGUAGUUUUAAAGACAAGGAUUGGGAAGGUGUCAGGAUUGGUGCAAACUUUCACAUUUUGCCUAUAAAAUCAAAGCUAAGGGUCUGAAAAGUCCUGCAAUGAUUUUAUGUUCGUCACGGUUUCCAAUAACCUGAUCAAAAUUCAGACUUAGUCAAGCCAAAGGGGUGAUUGACCAACAUCAAAAACUAGAUUUCACAUGAUUUACAGAUCAACAGGGCCCAAAGCCCAAAAGUAGAUACAGUUACAGGUGUGUUUGACGGACGUUUUAGAGCAGAAUUGCUUAGAGCCUCUUAAGCAUGAACAGCAGCAAACCGCAUCUCAUCUAUAGCAACCGCAGUUUUAAAGGGAUUCAUGUUCAGUUUUUGAUUGAUCCAAACAUAACAUGAUCGUUAGGGAGGGUUCCUAUUAACUUUUUGCUAAAGCUGAGUUAUAGGCAGUCGAAAUAAAGGAAAAAAAGGGACAUGCGGGUGUCAUGAACGAGGGAAGACAGGCUGGCAUGGAGGGGACACUAAGGAGAGAGCUUUGUUCUAAUUGGAGGAAGUCUAAAUGUCUUCCAAAAGAAAAUCCACCAACUUCUUUUCAGUAAAGAGUUUACAAAGUCGGAAGAUUUAAAAAAAUAAAUAAAAAUUUCAAACAACUGAAGUUGAAGAUGCUGUUGGUGGUGUAGGUGGUGCAGUUUCCUCAUUGAUAUGGAAAACAAAUGUUCAACCACACAAAACAACCAAAAACUGCACCAAACUACAACUAGACAUCCUAGUUUGAUCCAAAACUGGUAAAAAUAAAACAUGUGUUUGUCUGAAUCACAUGUAUAAAAGCGAUUUCCUGCAGUUGAAAACUCAAGUUUACUCUAAUUCUUUCCCUGAUGAUUCCAGGAGAGCAGCUGAUGAAUAAGAGCAGAUCAGCGUUUUCAGUUCAUCAUUAAAACUGAGUGCCAAAGCAUGUGGGCAACAAUAUUAAGUCAAUCUGCAGUUUUGUGUGAAAAACCAAAUCGGAUUGUUUCUUUUUCUUCUUCAGAUCCUCUGAAUGUUGAAGGGAUUAUCUUUAUUUUGAAAGAAAUGUGUUCUUUUUUUCUGCCUUACUUUUUGGGUGUUUAUCCAAAAGACAGAUGAAUGUUUCGGAGCUGGAAAGGAACGUUUGAUGGUUUUACAGCAGGUUUUUAGGGUUUGGGUAAUUUAUAGUAUUUGUGAUGAGAAAUUUGAUGAAAGAACAGGUCUAGAUGCUGGCUUUUAUAAAAUGAUGAAUGUUAGAGUGGGGUUGACGUGAGGAGGGAGAGUAAAGCUAUGAAAAGGUUUGAUUCUUUAACACAGAAGGUUUGAGCUCCACCAUCGAUGACUGAAGCCGUUUCUCCAGUCCAAACAUUGCAUUUAUGGACUUUUUUCAUUAUCUUCAUGGAGUACACUUUGCCAAAAGACAACACAAGGAGGCAGAAGUCCUCCAGACCUCUGAAUUGUGACAGGAAACGAGCUUGUUACCAGCAGAUCAACCACAGCAGCAAAUAGGAACACCCACAGACCUUCAGGCGGACCAAAUGAGGUGCUAAUCCUUCAACCUUCUGUGCCGUGAGAAGGCUUCUUCAUCCUCAGUGAUGACUCAUAUGCAAUGUCACCAACGCACCAUCGAACCUCUCUCAGAGUCUGGACUUCUCAUUCUGCACGCGUGCAUUCCCUCUGAGAACAGGGCGGUUUGAUGCCAUUUCAUCUGACCAGUCCUGCUCCCUCUUUUGUAUCUUGUACGUGUUUACAUUGUAUCUCGCAGUGCCCAGAGGACAGAUGGUAUUAAAUGUUAUCUCUGCUGUUUCA
This is a messenger RNA of Oryzias latipes (Japanese medaka), 8740 nucleotides long. It is a transcript of the gene sh3pxd2aa, whose product is annotated as SH3 and PX domains 2Aa. Gene Ontology annotation, biological process: superoxide anion generation. NCBI's taxonomy places the organism in Eukaryota, Metazoa, Chordata, Actinopteri, Beloniformes, Adrianichthyidae. Gene Ontology annotation, cellular component: cytoplasm. The record is from RefSeq and is a predicted model, not a curated record. Gene Ontology annotation, molecular function: protein binding; phosphatidylinositol binding; superoxide-generating NADPH oxidase activator activity.